This is a messenger RNA of Puntigrus tetrazona (Sumatra barb), 1525 nucleotides long. RefSeq lists its product as uncharacterized. The coding region runs from base 45 to 611 and encodes 188 amino acids. Lineage: Eukaryota; Metazoa; Chordata; Actinopteri; Cypriniformes; Cyprinidae. The record is from RefSeq and is a predicted model, not a curated record. The transcript is spliced from 5 exons.
CACACACACACACAGUCGUGCUCUUGUGACUCGGGUGAGUGCGCAUGAAAUUACAGUCGCUAUCUGAGGUAAGAGUAGCAGCGCUCCAGUCUGGGAGAAUCUGGCUUGAGUCUAGCACGCACAUCUCCGGAAAGAGCAGCAGGCGCGGGCUUUACGCGGAGAGCCGGCACUUCGGAAGGCUACAGGAGAUCACUGCGCGGCGGAUCGGUAUUUUGCUGCAUUACAACCUUCUGUUUCGCGAGGGACUAUGUUCUAGUGGAGGAAUUGGAUUCAUAAAAAAGGUUUUACGUGUGUCACUGGGCAGCAUGACGGAGGUGAUGAACAGCUGCGACUCUGCGGUGGGAGACUACAGUGUGAGCGGCUCUUCUGAGGAGCAGAACAUCUCCUUUCAGAUCUUCCCAGACUCCCAUGAACGGUUCCCAAAGCUUUCCAAGCGCUUGCCAUCCAUUGUGGUUGAACCCACUGAGAGCGGGGAGGUGGAGAGCGGGGAACUGCGCUGGCCUCCUGAUGAUCUGAGCCCUACUGACGACCCCAGAGACAAACAGGCCCAGGCUGCAACUGACAAGCCCACAGAAGACAGCGAAGAGGCCGCGACAGGGACGGAAAACUAAUGGGCGAUGGUUGGCACCAAUCCAGCCAAUCACUGUGAAUGUCUUCAUUGUGGACGGGAGUGAACGGGAGACUCCACCAGUUAGGUCUGCCUAUCAUCCACACUAGAGCCGCCCACCUGCUGACCUCCACUCCCUUAGGUGGAGCCGAGGCCUGAGAGACUGUCUUAACUGAACUAGCUCACGUGCCAAACUCUAGUGGUAGUCAGCUGCUGUGAUUGAGUUGUAAAUGAUCUCCAGUAACACCAUGAUACCCAUUAGAAGUCAGCUAUGCCUGCGAAAUUAUAGAUUGGCAUUCAUUCGCGUAUUUAUUUGCUUUGGACCAAAGUCUUUCAUUCCUACUAUCAAAAGAACAUAGCUUCAGGAUGUUAAUUUGAUGUAUUAUAUCAGCACGCAUUAAGUGAAAAUGCAUUUCAGAUAAUAUGUAAAUGAACUACACUGCAUAAUGGCUCUUCGCCAGUGUAGAUUUCAAACUCUACGCUAUCUCAGUUUGUUUUCACGCUCACGCGCUACUAAUAGGGGUUUCUUUUUAACACGCUUUCCACAUAUCCCUUAACUCUCUGUUAUUCACAUCGCUGCUGCUUAUUUACUAGUGUUCGUCUGAGCUGCUGUAAAUGUAGCUUUCUUUGCCUUAGACAUUUAUUUGUAGUUACACUAUAUGUACGUCAUCGUUUUAAUGAAAUGACUGUUUGCGUAUAUAUGUCCAGACGGUCGCUAUUUUACCCCUCACAUGUAUCUGUCACCUACCCAUGGCGAAACUCUUUGGUGCUUCGGAGUCUGUUGAAUAUCACUGUAUUCUGUUACAAAUCUACUGCUCUUUUGAUGUUUGAGUAUUAGUCUUAAAAUAUUAAUAAUCUGUCUGGGAAUGGGAAUGAAUGCAGCACAGUAUCACUUAGCAUUAAAGGCAGUUAUUUCUA